UUGAAGAAGCUGUGGAGAGUUUGGAGGAAAAACUGGAUCCCAUCAGACAAACACAGACCUGAGGCCGGAUCCCAACUCCUGAAACAUGAAGACCGUGAAGAUGUUGGCGCUGCCUCUUCUCAUCACUUUACUGCACAGCCCUGUCUGUCUGUCAGUUACCGUGAGCAGCAGUAAACCCAAAGUGGAGGUCCAUGAACACACAGACGCAGUGCUGGCCUGUGAGUUUAGGACAGAGAAAGAUCAGAACCCUCGAAUCGAGUGGAAGAAGCGAGGGAAGGCGGUGACAUUCGUGUACUUUAAUAACAAAUUUACUGGUUCAUAUGCAGACCGGGCCAGGAUAGACGGAGCAACGUUGACGAUACACUCGGUUUCUCAGAAAGACUCGGGGGAGUACCGCUGUGAGGUGACUGCCAGCGAGGACCACGUCAGCCUGGGAGAGGCUAUUGUAACCCUCAAUGUGCUCGUGCCUCCCCAUGUCCCGUCCUGCGAGGUGCCGAGCUCUGUGUUUGUCGGCUCAGGCCUCGAGCUUCUCUGUAAGGACAAACUGAGCGUGCCUCCUGCCACCUACCGCUGGUACAAAGACAACAAGGCUCUGACGUCCACAGCAGACACUCCUUACAACAUCGACACAAACAAGGGCACGCUGAAGUUUAAGAGUGUGUCCAAAAUGGACACGGGGAUGUACCGCUGUGAGUCGUCCAACAGUGUGGGGGCGCCCAAGAGUUGUGUGGCCCAACAACUGAAAGUUAUGGAAUAUCCUUUGAAUAUGACCAUUUUGAUAGCAGGAGCUGUAGGAUUUCUGAUGCUCGUCCUCUUCUGCUGCAUCUGUGUGUGUGUCUGCCAACGCCGGGGCUGCUGCAAGAAGGGAAAGAAAACAAAGAGUACCAAGUCCUACAACCCUCCUCCUCCUCCUCCUCCUCCUUCCACCCGCAAUCUCAAGCACUACAAACAAACUCAGUCCUUCAUGAUCUGAGAGGGAAACAGUCUGACUUCAAACCAUCCGAACUCUGAAGUAAACACUUACUGUUCAGCACAGUGGAAACCUACUCCACUAUCACCUCGCUUUUGGACGUCUGCUCAUUGCUGCACUGGACGGACUCACACACAGACAUUAUGUUCAGAUAUCGAGCAAAACCAAAGAGUUAAUCAUGAUUUUUGCGAAAAGCCUUGCUGCUUCCUAAACACUGACAUUUGUUUGUUGGCUGUUUGGAAAAGGGUUCGUCAUGUCCAUAUCUACUACACACUUCGAAAACUGUCAAUGCAAAAUCCAGCUAAACUUUUUCAAAUGCUGUGUAAUAUGUUAAUAUGAUUCACUAUCUUCCUAAGUUUAAGAUAUGUCUCUCUUAUGCCACCUAUAGGCAAGUUGCUGUAACUAUCCACACUGAUAAUGCUAAAAUCCUGUAUAUAGAUUGUGUCACAAAUGGCUGUAUCCUUCUUAUUGCCUUCAGUUAAUAUUUACAUAUAGAGAUGUUGUUUUGUAUGAGGUUAUCAUUUUGAUAUAUUUUUAUAAAGCUGUUUGUGUGUUGAUCUCAUGUUAUAAUUGUAUACAUUUAUAUGAUGUGAAUUGAGUGACAAAUGAACAGGUGUCUGCACACACUGAAUGGUGCUUUGGAAGCUUUUAAAAGCUUUGACACACAAAUAUUUGCUGAGUAUUUCAUGAUCAAUAAAGAAAGAAAAAAAAAUC
Messenger RNA from Seriola aureovittata, 1684 nucleotides. It is a transcript of the gene jam2b, whose product is annotated as junctional adhesion molecule 2b. Gene Ontology annotation, biological process: leukocyte tethering or rolling. The transcript is spliced from 10 exons. Lineage: Eukaryota; Metazoa; Chordata; Actinopteri; Carangiformes; Carangidae. The record is from RefSeq and is a predicted model, not a curated record. Gene Ontology annotation, cellular component: tight junction; protein complex involved in cell adhesion; cell surface. The coding region runs from base 86 to 973 and encodes 295 amino acids.